AUGGCACAGACGAUCAUCGCCCAAUGCGCGGCGGUCGACAAACAAGGCCUUGGAACUAUUAGCCACGAGCUCUUGGCCAAGGCCCUGCACGCCGCUCUACCAGAUGCCUGGCAUGAUGAUGAGAUCGAGUCUCUGUUGCAUCCCUGGGGAGAGGUGGUGGAAUACAAGGACUUUGUUUCAUGGCUCUUUCGCGAUCGUUCUCCGGUCCGAGCCUUGCGCAAGCGCAGCUCUUUCAAGGUUGCCAUUUUCUCGUGUGCGCCCUAUGACCGCGAUUGGUUUGACCGAACUAACGAGGAGCUUGGGUGCAACUUCGAGUUCGAGUAUCAUUCAGAGCAGCUCAACAUUGAUACCGUCACCCGAGCCAAGGGUUGCUCCGCAGUUUGCACCUUCGUGAACGACUUUGCAGGCGAAGACGUCGUCAAAGCCCUGGCGGAGGAAGGCGUGAAGCUUAUCGCCCUUCGUUGCGCGGGCUUUGACCGCGUAGACCUCCGGGCGGCCAAGGACGCUGGUCUGACAGUUUCUCGUGUACCCGCCUACAGCCCGUAUGCGGUUGGGGAGCAUGCAGUGGCAUUGAUGCUGUCACUGAAUCGCCGCAUUCCCAAUGCUUACCGCAACAGUCGCCUCGGCAACUUCAAGCUGGAUGGCCAGCUGGGCUGUGACAUGUACAAGAAGCGGGUCGGCAUCAUCGGCACAGGGCUGAUCGGAACUAUUGCUGCGACUGUACUGAAGAAGGGCUUUGAGUGCGACGUGGUCGCCUAUGACGUCUUCCCGAACCCCAAGAUCAGCGAUCCCGCGCCUGAUGGGCUGGGCAUCCCCUACCUCGACUUGGACACAGUGCUGGCCACGAGCGACUUCAUCUCGCUUCACGCACCCCUGCUGCCGACCACAAAGCACAUGAUCAACGCGGAGAAGCUGAAGAUCAUGAAAAAGGGCAUUCAGAUUGUCAAUACCUCGCGUGGUGGACUCAUUGACACCACGGCGCUCAUCCAGGGCUUGAAGGAUGGCACCAUUGCUGGUGCUGCGAUGGAUGUCGUCGAGGGUGAAGCCCCCUACUUCUUCAGGGACUUCUCGACGAGCUGCGUAACGGACGACAACAUUGCAACGCUGGUUCGCAUGCCCAAUGUGAUCUUGACCCCGCAUCUGGCGUUCUUUACGCAAGAGGCCCUGAAGACAAUCUCGGACACUACCCUGAAGAGCAUGCAAGGUAUUCGCGAGGGCACAGGUCCCCCCAAGCAGAACGGAGUGUUGGACACGGUCUGUCUUCCUCCUGAGGCACCCAAGGAAGACAAAGGCGGCUACGCAGCCAGCCGCAACAAAGAGCGAAGCCAGCGAAUGGCAUUCAUGAAGGAGCUGCCAGCACCUGGUCCAGAGCUCAAGGAGAAGGUGCUACCAGCCUUGGAAAAUGCGCACUCGCGUCCGUUCCGCGUGGCCUUCUACUCGGCAAUGCCGCAUGACAAAGAGGUGUUCGAGAACAUGAAUGAGGAGUUCGACGCUAACAUCACCUUCCAAUUCUACAAGGCAGCGCUCUGUUCGGACAGCGUCGUGCUAGCGCAGGGAGCAGAUGCAGUCUGCGUCUUCGUUCACGACGAUUGCUCGGCUGAGAUCCUUGCCACUCUGAAGGACUUCGGGGUGAAGAUGGUCGCCCUACGCUGCGGCGGCUUCAACAACGUCGAUGUGGAGAAGGCUGAGGAGCUUGGUCUCGUCAUCACCAGGGUGCCCGCCUAUUCAGCUUUUGGGUCCGGCGAGCAUGCGGUGGCCUUGGCCACGUCCGUCAACCGGAGUAUCCCCCAGGCCGCAGAGGGCACGCGCCGCGCAAACUUUACGCUGAAUGGCCUUCAGGGUUUCGACAUGGUGGGGAAGAAGGUUGGAAUCAUAGGCACUGGCCGCACCGGCUGCGUGGUGGCGCGGAUCUUCAAGAACGGAUAUCGCUGCGAGGUCAUGGCGCAUGAUAUUGAAGAGAAGGGGCUCGUCCGAGAUCCGCCGCCUGCCGGAUUGGGCAUUCCCUAUGUGUCCUUAGAUGAGCUUUUCCGCACCAGCGACAUCAUCUGCCUCCAUGUUCCGCUUUUGCAAGAAACAGUCAAGCUAAUCAACGCCGAAUCCAUUGCCAAGAUGAAGCCAGGCGUGAUCCUCGUGAACGUUUCCCGUGGUGGCCUAGUUGACACACGAGCACUCAUCGACGGACUUCGGAAAGGUAUUAUUGGCGGAGCAGGCCUCGAUGUUGUGGCAGAGGAGUGGCGCUGUGCCACACCAUCUCUUGGGGCACAAUUUAGAUAA
Symbiodinium pilosum is the source of this 2274-nucleotide messenger RNA. The record is from the annotation of a GenBank genome assembly. Lineage: Eukaryota; Dinophyceae; Suessiales; Symbiodiniaceae.